This is a messenger RNA of Hyla sarda, 6740 nucleotides long. It is a transcript of the gene NR3C1, whose product is annotated as nuclear receptor subfamily 3 group C member 1. NCBI's taxonomy places the organism in Eukaryota, Metazoa, Chordata, Amphibia, Anura, Hylidae. Gene Ontology annotation, biological process: nuclear receptor-mediated glucocorticoid signaling pathway; regulation of DNA-templated transcription. The transcript has 9 exons. The record is from RefSeq and is a predicted model, not a curated record. Bases 404 to 2710 code for a protein of 768 amino acids. Gene Ontology annotation, molecular function: DNA-binding transcription factor activity; nuclear glucocorticoid receptor activity; zinc ion binding. Gene Ontology annotation, cellular component: nucleus.
ACUCGGACCCCUAUAUGGGGCAGAUCGCGGCUCUCUAUCGCAUGCGGUGCGGAUUGUACGAGGCGCCUGGUGUGACCGGUCCGCCGUGCAGGGGAUGAGGGCCGGGGAGGACGCUGUAGUUGCCGGCAGCAGCCAACAGGUUGCAGCGUUCCCCGCUCGCUGGCUCAGCCUCUCGUCCCUCCUCUGCCUGCACGCAGAGCCCCCUCCGCCGGGCGGCCGCCCUCUCCCUCUCUCCUCCCUACAUGUCCGGGAUAGGCGGCUCCCAAGCCCGAGGGCGCCUCUGCUGUCUGCACCGAGCACAGGGGACGCUGUGAACGCCGCACCGAGGGGGCACCGUCCACCCGCAGGAGCCGCACAGAGAGCCAUGCCCGGAGCGUGAGGCCGGAAGCAGCGUCGGUACUCGAUGGAUCCCAAAGAUCUAUUAAAGCCACCCAAUGGAUCUCAGGCUGUGAAGAGCGCACAUUACAGCGAGAAGACCGGGAACGUGAUUGAUUUAUUUACAAACUACAGAGGCGGAGCCUGCGUGAACAUUUCUACUUCUUGUGCAACACCACCUGCAGCACUGCCAGACACAAGACAGCAGCAGCAGCAGCAACAACAACUGGACCCAGCAAAUGGUCUGGGCAAUGUGCCUCAGCCAGACCUGUCCAAGGCAGUCUCACUCUCAAUGGGACUCUAUAUGGGGGAGCCAGACACAAAAGUAAUGGGCAACGAACUUGGUUAUCCUCAGCAGGCUCCACUCGGAGUCCCAGCAACAGAAACGGAUUUUAGGCUUUUGGAAGAGAGCAUUGCCAGUCUUCAGACAAAGCCACCUGUACCCGAUAAAGUGCCAGAGGGCCUAGAAGACAAAGGUGGCGUCAAAGGUGAUUUGUCUACCCAAGCAAGCCCUUCUGUACAGGGUCAGGGGGGCAACAUUGGGAGCAGCGUUGCCAAGUUGUAUUCCAAAGACCAAAGCACCUUUGACCUUUUACAGGAUCUAGACCUGCCCCCAGAUUCACCCAGGGAUAAUAAGGGCAGUCCAUGGGCAUUGGACCCUAUCUUUGAAGACGACGCAGUUGGCUUGCUUUCUCCUAUGACCACUGAUGAUGAUUUUCUUUUAAGGUCCGGUGCAGUUAAUGAGGACUGCAAACCUCUCCUUCUGCAGGAUUGUACACCCAAAGCAGGGGAUCGGGUAGGGGACUUACUACAGCCCAGCUCUGGACUUCAUUUGUCUCAAGUCAAGACUGAAAAAGAAGACUUUAUAGAGCUGUGUACACCAGGGGUGGUAAAACAGGAAAAGUUUAGUCCAGUUUAUUGUGCUGGUCAUUUUUCUGGAUUUGGUAACAAGACAUCAGCAAUUUCUGUGCAUGGGGUCAGCACUUCAGGGGGGCAAAUGUACCACUAUGACUUGAACACUUCCCCCAUCUCUCAGAAACAGCCAGAUCAGAAGCCAAUUUUUACUUUGGGCACACAAAUGUCCGUCAUUUCAGAUGCUUGGAGUAGGUGCCAUGGGACUGGGGACGACAGUAUCCUGGGGAAUGUAAAUUAUCCAGGCAGGCCUGUCUUUUCAAAUGGCUACUCCAGCCCUGGAAUGAGAUCUGAUGUGAGCCCUUCUCCGUCCACUUCAUCUACCAGCACCGGGCCACCUCCAAAGCUCUGCUUGGUGUGUUCAGAUGAAGCAUCUGGGUGUCAUUAUGGCGUAUUGACCUGUGGCAGCUGCAAAGUAUUCUUCAAAAGAGCAGUAGAAGGUCAGCACAAUUACCUUUGCGCUGGAAGGAAUGAUUGUAUCAUCGACAAAAUCCGAAGAAAAAACUGCCCAGCCUGCCGCUAUCGCAAGUGUCUGCAAGCUGGAAUGAAUCUAGAAGCACGCAAAACAAAGAAGAAAAUAAAAGGAAUCCAGCAGUCUAAUGCAACAGCAGUAUGCGAACUUCCUGAAAGUUCAAUGAACAAGACCGUUGUUCCAGCGUCUGUAGCACAACUUACACCCACCCUGAUCUCUUUAUUGGAGGCUAUUGAGCCUGAGGUUUUGUAUUCAGGGUAUGACAGCAGCUUGCCUGAAACCGCAUGGAGACUCAUGUCAUCACUGAAUAUGCUAGGCGGCCGCCAAGUGGUAUCUGUUGUGAAGUGGGCAAAGGCUAUACCAGGAUUCAGAAAUCUGCACCUGGAUGACCAAAUGACCCUUCUUCAGUACUCCUGGAUGUUUCUUGUGGUUUUUGCCCUCGGAUGGAGGUCUUACAAACAGUCAGAUGGGACUGUGCUGUUUUUUGCACCAGAUCUUGUCAUCAAUGAGGAAAGGAUGCACUUACCCUACAUGCAAGAGCGAUUUCAAGACAUGUUCAAAAUCGUCAAGGAAAUGACUCGCCUUCAGGUCUCCUAUGAUGAAUAUCUGUGCAUGAAAACAUUGUUACUCAUGUGUACUAUUCCCAAGGAUGGCCUGAAAAGUCAUGCACUAUUCGAGGAAAUUCGGAUGACUUAUAUAAAAGAACUUGGAAAAGCCAUAGUAAAGAGGGAAGGAAAUUCCAGUCAAAACUGGCAACGAUUUUACCAACUGACAAAACUCAUGGAUACAAUGCAUGAGGUGGUUGAAAACCUUCUAGCGUUUUGCUUCUAUUCUUUCACGGACAAAUCGUUGAGUGUUGAAUUUCCAGAGAUGUUGUCUGAAAUAAUCAGCAAUCAAAUACCAAAAUAUUCGUCUGGAAACAUCAGAAAACUUUUAUUUCAUCAGAAGUGACUGCCUUACUAAAAUCCUAUAUAUAAAUAUAUAUAUAAAUAUAUAUAAAUACAUAAACAUAAAAAGUUGCCUUAAGGAAAGAAUAAGUCAAAUUAUAGCUUUUACUGUAUUAAAAAGAAAUCAGACAUGGUAAUUGUCCUUGCAACGGUGUACCUAUUGUGAUUAUGCACUACAGUUCAUGUGGUUUACAGAGGGCCAAGAUAUGAACUAUGGAAAAUUCCUCAUUUCACGCUCUGAAAUGAGACGAAGAAGAGCUCUUUAAACCAGAGGCUCCAUUCUAAACAGUCUGGUAGUAUCUGUACGUUGGAUGGAAAUUGUGCUACAUUUUUAUCAUUGUUUAAUUCUCCUGUCAGGUGUUUGGCUUUUUUUUCCUUUUUCCCAUGGGGAAAACUAAGAUUUUGAUUUCUGCAUGUAACCUGCUGAAAGUUUACAAGUGUAUAUCAGAAAAGGGAAGUUGUGCCUUUUAAGCUACUGUUUGGAUCUAGCAGUUUCUCAGUUUUUUCAGAUGAACUGACUCCUUUUUUUUUUCUUGAAUUUUCUUUUUUUCCUGUUAUUUCAGGAAUCCUGUUGUACAGAUUUGGUCCUUUUUUUGAGACUGGGACAGCUCACAGCUUUCCUAACACAAGUGAAUAUACUCUCUCACAGUCUGUCUUUCAUAACUACUCUCGCCAUGUUAGCUCUUUCAACUACUCACCCAAACCAAUUGCAGAGUUGUAUGGCCAAAUACAUUUAUUGAUCGGGUACCAUUGGUUUGUUUUUGCAAAUAAUGUACCAGUUGUUAGUACUCACCAGGACUGUCUCCUGCGUUCUGGUUCCUAAUCCCUACAAUACUGCAGGUUGUAGGUUUCUUGCUGUGGCAGGAACGGACUUGCAAGGUAGUGGUUCUUAAAUGUUGUUUUUGCUAGAAUAGUUACCAUCUUUCUUGUGCCAUAAUUACUCACAGAUGCAAUGGUAGAAGCUGCUGUAGCCGUUUCAGAGCUUGCCUAUGUGUAUGCUUUUAUUUGUAAGAAAAAAAGAAAAAAAAUGAAAAAAAAACAACAAAAAGGAUAUAAUAAAAAAAUCAAUUAAUAGCCAUUCACAAGAUUUUUUUUAAUCAGAUAAAUAUUUUUUACUUUAUCAGGGUCAGUACAAAGCCACUUUACAGCAGGGUCAUAAAUACAACAAGUUUAAUGUGGUAGAAGUAAUAAAAAAAAAAUAAAAAAAACAUUUGUCAAGCUACGUUACUGUGUAUAAAUUGUUAACUAACUUUAUAUUUAUACUUUUUACAGAUGUAUGCCAUAUUGGUAUAAUUUGAAAUGUAGACAGAAAAUGAAAGGGCUACUGCAGCUUGAAAUAACUCUUGUCUAUCUCUAAAAGCUUAAUCUAAUGUACAAAAAGAGUAGUGUGAAGCCUUUAGCAAGCCUCAAUGGGUUCAGGACAAGGAGCUCAGUUAACCAGCUAUUCUAAAAUUCCAGAUGGAAAGAGGCAUGACGGUAUUUCAGUAUGCAGGCGUAUGACAUUAACAAGCUUGAUAGUGCUGAUGUUUUAUUGUGUGAUUUUUGUUUCUCGAAAAAGAAAAAAAAACUGGAUAAGCACUUAGGUGAAUCAAGUCUUUUCUCUGCAUUUCUCUUUUGUACUUUUAAGUAUAUGUUAUAAUAUGCAGUAGAGUUCAGGCCUCAUUCUACUUGAGCCUAGAAUACAGGAUGAGUACAUGUCUCUACUGUCAUUCUUUAACAGCAUUGAGUGAAAAAUGUCAAAAUGUUUCCUCAAAUGUCAGUGAAAUUAUAAGAACUCCUUAGUUACUGCAUAAAUAAAUCCUCACAUUUUACAACUUUUUACAGUUUUAAUAAAUUGGAACUUUUCAUAUUUGUUUUUAGAAAUUUUUCAGGUUUUUACAGGAUUCAAGGACAAAUACGUCUGUAAAAAAAAAAACUAUUAGUAUUUUUGUCAAGGAAAAAAGUACAAGCGCAAUGAAGUUAUGUGCUAUGAAGCUUUAGGAAAGCAAGUCAGUGGAAUUUCUCAGGAUUUCUUUGGCGUAGUCCCACCCACUGCUCUACCUCCUAGGUCUGUAGUACAAAUCUGUCUUGUACUUCUAAAAGGAAGACCAUAUUCCUCAGUGAUUUGUGAAUCUUGUCCAUCAUUGCCCAGAAGACAGUAUUGAGAGCACUUAUGGCAGUGUUAAGGUGGAGAAUUAGGUAGAUAGGACACACACCAACCCUUCACUGUUCCAGGAUGCAGCCCUCUUAGUGAGCUCGGGCAUCUAGCAUGGCUUUCUUUUACUGUAAAGGUUUAUUUGUUUGUCUGUGUCUGGAGUGUUGAAUGUCACACAGAUAAUGUCGGCUGACUAUAGCGAUAGCAAUGUUUCCAAGACAGUUCUAGCUGUACUACCCCCUCAUCACCCAUGAUGUUUGUGGUGUAAACGGCCUCAUGUAAUGUGAUGUCCAUAUUCCUGUAGUGCAUAAUUUAGUUAUCAUAGUGUUGAAGUUGCAAGUUAAUUUCCUCUUUCUCCUUUAUUGUAUUUGUUCUGAAAUUUGCAAUGCCUUAAGAGUUUGGUGUCAGUUUUUCAGCGGUUUCCAGGGAAUAAGACUGUGCGGUCUCAAUCUAUUAUUGCAGCAUUGGCUGUUAAGGUGCAUUUAGAACCACGACAGAAGCGGCACGUGUGAAUGCAGCCUUAUUAUUUUAAGAGCUACGCUAUUACCUAAAACCUGUAGAUGUUGUGUAGUAACUUAUAACUACAGAACCUACCUAGCUAGCCAUUCCUUGCUUUGUAGAGGGCACUUAAUAAUACCAAAUCUUGCACGUAUGAUAUGUGCAUAGUUCAGGGUAACUGUGUAUGCCUAGAGUGCAUUUAUUGAUAAUGUUACAAGCCUAUUACUUUGCUGUAAUAUUUUAGAUAUCAUGUGAUUGGAUAAUUUACAAACCAAAUUUCCAUGUUGAAGAUUUUAAUAAACAGCGCAAUGUCUACCUAUAUAAAACACGUAUAUUUUCUCAUGCAUUCCUGCACUCCUCUGGUUCGUGAAAUAAAUUCAGUGAAGGCAGUGGACAGAGCAGAUGCCUGCAGCAAACAAUCGGAUCACCUCUCAUGUUCUAACCAGCACCAGAAAUACAGAAAGCUUGGUUGUUUGCUCUGGGCAGAACCUUCACUUUUUGGUCUGCAUUAGGUUUAUGUGGAGGCCCCAAUGACAUGCCACAUUAACCUCUACAUAGUCGGCGCAUUAACUACCUGGAAACCUGGGUUUUUCUAAUGUAGCCAAUGCAAACAAUUAUUAGACUGUCCCUCACCCCAUAGAAAAAAUGUAUCCAAAUAUUGCCUUGUUUUAAGCUUGAUACCAUUUUAGCACAUAGGAUUAUGUUCCAGUUCAUCUCACAGGGAUUGAAAAUAUAAACGCAUUUAAAGAGUAGGAUAUUUUUGUCUAACAGUAGAAGCUUGUGCUUAAUUGUAACUCCAGUCAUGGACAGACUCCGUCCAUGUUGGGCUGUCAAGGUGCUGAGAGAACUGUAUUGUUGUACAGUUUCCUUGACAAAUGUACAGUCCAUCAAAAAAAUGUAUCUCUAAAGAUUUGGCAGGAAUUAAAUUUAGGCAUUAUGCUUUAACAAAUAACGUGUGUGUGUAUAUAUAUAUAUAUAUAUAUAUAUAUAUAUAUAUAUAUAUAUAUAUAAAUGUAUUAGAUUUUUUAAUUAUUUUUAUUUUGCAUCUUCCCCUUAUAGACAGUGGAUGGCUGGAAGAUCUGUUUAUUGGGUACUCCGGUGAAAACCUUUUUUUAUUUUAAAUGAACUGGUUCCAAAAAGUUAAACAGAUUUGUAAAUGACUUCUAUUAAAAAAUCUUUAUCCUUCCAGUUCUUAUUAGCAGCUGUAUGCUACAGAGGAAAUUAUUUUCUUUUUGAUUUUUUUUUUUGUCUUGUCGACAGUGCUCUCUGCUGACAUCUCUGUCCGUGUCAGGUACUGUCCAGAGCAGCAUAGAUUUGCUAUGGGGAUUUUCUCCUGCUCUGGACAGUUCCUGAUACGGGCAUCAGGUGUCAGCAGAGAGCACUGUAGACAACACAAAAACUU